This is a messenger RNA of Debaryomyces hansenii CBS767, 459 nucleotides long. RefSeq lists its product as uncharacterized. The transcript has a single exon. The coding region runs from base 1 to 459 and encodes 152 amino acids. Gene Ontology annotation, cellular component: FANCM-MHF complex; Fanconi anaemia nuclear complex. Gene Ontology annotation, biological process: resolution of meiotic recombination intermediates; kinetochore assembly; replication fork processing. Gene Ontology annotation, molecular function: protein heterodimerization activity. Lineage: Eukaryota; Fungi; Ascomycota; Pichiomycetes; Serinales; Debaryomycetaceae. The record is from RefSeq and is a predicted model, not a curated record.
AUGGAUAAGGACCCAAAUAGUACAAGUAAAGAUUCAUCAGGUAUACCUAUAGCAACCAUAGCUAGGUUAUUUCAAACUUCAGCAUUCAAAAAUGAAAAAACCCGUAUAACCCAAAAAACUUUACAGUUGUCUUCAGAAUAUAUUAAGUUAUUUAUAAACGAAGCAUUGAUACGAUCAAAUGAAGAAAGGUUGGCCGAAGGUGACACGCUUACUAAAGUAGAUGGUAUAGACAAUUUAAACAAGACCCGUGAAAUGGAACAGGGGGACAUUGAGGCAAGGGUUGCUGAUAAUACAAUGAAUGACGGGAGUGAACCAGACGAUGAUGACGAUAUGGACGAUCCAACCCAAACUGGCACUCAAAACCAAACAGCAUACAAUUCAGAUGUGGAUUUAGGAAACGAUACGUUAGAUGCGAAACACUUAUCUAAAGUUGCCGGGAUUUUGGUUUUAGAUUUUUAA